Messenger RNA from Camellia sinensis, 420 nucleotides. Lineage: Eukaryota; Viridiplantae; Streptophyta; Magnoliopsida; Ericales; Theaceae. The record is from RefSeq and is a predicted model, not a curated record.
AUGUCAAAAGAUACAACAAAAAUCAUAUCAUCAACACUAGAAUCAGUAAAGGGAUUUCUAAGAGAAAUGUUAGAGAUGAUACAGAACUGUGACGUAGAUUCACUAACUUUUAAUGGUACUCGAUAUCGAGCCCCAUGGGAAUUACUAAACGCAAGGUUUAGAAAAGGAACAGUGAUGGUUGUUGGAGAUGCCAUGCACGUAAUGGGCCCAUUUCUCGGAGAAGGAGGCUCAAUUGCAUUAGAAGAUGCUAUCGUUUUGGCUAGAUGCUUAGCAACACAGAGGAGAGCAGAAAUAGCACUUGAUCAGUACAUUGGGGAGCGAAGGAUGAGAUUGGUGCAGAUUUCUACAAAAACAUGUGCUAUUGGGAUGCUUCUAGAAACUUUGUUUGUGGUUCUGAAACUUCUAUGCAUUAUCUUGAUG